Neurospora crassa OR74A is the source of this 5395-nucleotide messenger RNA. RefSeq names its product fungal specific transcription factor (gene vad-5). Gene Ontology annotation, biological process: DNA-templated transcription; regulation of DNA-templated transcription. Bases 1075 to 4605 code for a protein of 1176 amino acids. The record is from RefSeq and is a predicted model, not a curated record. Gene Ontology annotation, molecular function: DNA-binding transcription factor activity, RNA polymerase II-specific; DNA binding; zinc ion binding. Lineage: Eukaryota; Fungi; Ascomycota; Sordariomycetes; Sordariales; Sordariaceae. The transcript has a single exon. Gene Ontology annotation, cellular component: nucleus.
GGAAGCACUGGAGAUUGUCUUUCACUACACUGCUGUAUAUCUUGAGGUUUCACCCAAGUAUAAGCUGUCACUGGCUAUUCAUAUGGCGGAGAUUCCCCCACAUUCAUCCCCUGACCCUGAAAGGAGAAGGAAGCACUAAGGGACAAGUACGGAUAAGAAGGACAGACAUCCGCCGGUGCUACUGAUAAGGGCCACCGUAUGACCGCCUGUUGGUUGCAAAAAGAAGACUCGAUCCGGGGAUCUACCAGUACAGCACGAUCCCGACUCAGACACCGAGGACAGCAACCACCAUAGGCAAGUGCAGCACGAAAAGGUCAGCGGGGCGAGCCUUUCAGGUUUGACGAAAGCCAGCCGCAGCAUAUUCGCGGAUCAUAGCGGCGGCGUUGAGGUUGCACGGCGCUGCAACACUGUGAGAACCUGGGCAGAAUAUUCCCAACGGAGGCACAAUGGACGGUGCCUUGAGCGAGAUUGGACCUCCAAAGCUUGAGACAUUGUGUGAAUGAGGCUUUGGCACAGGGGGGCUCGGGCCACAAAAACAAAAAGGGCCUGGCGCCCACCCACGCACCUACACCUCCGCACCGACACGUUCUGUUCACCAAUGCUCUCGCCGUGCUCAAGGGGCAUGUCACAACGGGUACCGGCCAGAGGAAGCUUGCGCCGUUUUCUAUCGAUAUCUUUUGAAGAAAUUGAGCGUCGCGAAAGACAUAACCGAACGACGAUAAAACACGAAACAAGCCUUCAAGCAAUAGACAGUGGUGAAAACACCUACACGAAUCAUUGUUGAGCGCCGCAUCUUCGAGGGCGUGCCUUGGUGCGUAUCGAUCCUCUGGGUCGGUAUAAGAGAACCUAGCGCGCGUGGCCAGGGUGUGGAAAAUUACGAGGUGAAGCGAGGAAAAGAGAAGAAAACAAGUUAUAAGAAAAAAAGAAAAGGAAAAGAAAAAGAUAAAAAAAAAAAAAAAGAAGAAGCAGGCUAGUGGCCUCGUGGGAAUUGCCGGGGUCUGAAUUAUAAACCCCCGUCCUGGUUCGGUCUCCAUUUCCCGCCAAACUGACGAGACCGCAAAAGGUCCCGUCUGCAUGUUCCUCGACCGGCAUCUCCCCAGAAUCCAUCCUAUUGGGGACCUUGUGGAGACGGUUCCGAAUCAGGCUGCUUUUGCCGGAAACUGCCUCCUCUCAAAAUCCAGCACCAUGGCAGCUGCGUCGUCGCACAAUAACAAUAACAAGCCAUCAUGCCCUCGAUCCCCCGUUGACCCAUCGACUGGCACUCCAUUAUUCGACGAGUCACCCGUCUCGUCGGCUACCUCUGCCAAACCGCAUGCGCCACAGCAACCGUAUCUUGGCGGCCUGACUAGCACGACUCCUUCUGCUACUGUACCAGGGACGACCCCGGCUUCAUCGGUUCCGGCUUCAGCACCUCGCCCUCCUUCACCACGAUCGCUGCCGCAGCCACCACAUCCACCGAGGAUCUCCACUCUGGCAUCAUCUUCGACAGAGAACCUUCUUGGCCACCAGGUCUCUCACCAGAACUCAUCAUUCCACUCAUACACGCCUGCCACCACAGCAACGCCCUUCACCAUGGGAGGCCGAGACUCCCUCCCGUCCAACGACUCAGUGUCUGGCACGCCGGGCCCUUCAUCCGGCCACCAGUUACCCUCGUCCAGUUCACAAGCCCAGAAGCGGGCAUAUCGCCAGAGGAGGAAAGAUCCAAGUUGCGACGCCUGCCGAGAGAGAAAGGUCAAGUGCGACGCGACCGACACUACCAGCUGCUCCGAAUGUUCAAGCCGCAAUGUCAAGUGCCAAUUCACCAAGGAGACGAACCGGCGCAUGUCUUCCAUUAAGCAGGUGCAGGAUCUCGAAAAGACGCUGGACAAGCUCAAGCGGGAGAACCUCAACCUUAAGCGGGCUUUGGAAACCCAGGGUCACGGUGUUCAUGGCCAUGUUAACCAUAGUCUAGGCCGUGGACAAGCUCACAUGCCCAUGGACCGCAUGGACAUUGACAGCGGUCCUGUUGUUGGCGGCAUGGGCAUUGAGCAGAUGCUUGCCCUUCUUCUUCCCGAGAUAGGCGCCGAACCGAAGCCGAAGAAGAGGCCUGUCCCGAUUCCCGCGCUUGCGCAAGCCCGGUCAAACAUCCGAAUCCCCGCAAAAGGAGUGUGGAAGCCGCCGGCGCAAUAUCGGCAUUCGCCAGCUGGUCCAUCCAUCUUUGACUACACACCGAGGCCCGAGUUGCCCUCGCAACAGACAACGGACCACCUGAUGCGCUGCUAUUACUCGUCCGCUCAUACCAUGACGCCCAUUAUACACUGGCCCACCUUCCGGCAAGAGGUGGAUAACUUGUACAGGCCAGGAGGACUAACACAGCAUGUGCCUACGUCGUUUUUGGCCAUGUUCUACGCCGUUCUUGCUGUAGGCGCUCUGUUUUCUCCAGAUCCGCACCGUUCUUACCGGGCAGCCGAGUGGAUCGAGGCCUCCAGGAAGCUUAUUGACCCUUGGGGUAACGACUUUGUGCUGGACCAUGCUCGAUCAUUGGUUUUCAUCAGCAUUGCCCUCAAUGAGCUCAACCUGAAGUCCGCGGCAUGGAACUGGCUCGGUAACGCAGUCAAGGUGGCCCAGGACAUUGGCCUGCACUCGGAUAUGGGUUCGUGGCCAUUGAUUGAAAAAGAGAUGCGGAAGCGUACCUGGUGGUCCAUCUACAUCCUUGACCGCAGUCUAAGCCUCGAGCUUGGGCGCCCCAUGUUGAUCGAUGAUGUCGACUGCGACGUGCCACUCCCCAUGGGCGUAGAUGACCACUUUAUACGCGACAACGGAAUGGUUGUUCCCAACGGCGCCGAACCCCUUACUCACUCGCUGCUCGCCAUCACACACGUUGUGCGAUCAUACACUGCCCUCGGCCGACUGCUUUCUUUGUCCGGGAAUGAAGGACCAAUGCUUCACAACCGCAACGAGUUCAUGAGUCCAGCAAUCCCGCCUGCUCGGCUCGCGACCUUUGAUCAAUACUUUGCAUCCUGCCUGCGUACCUUCCCUCCGGCGUGCGACCCUUCUUCUGGCUCCCCACUCGCCCCGGUACUGCUCAACCCGCUGAUCUACCUCCUACAUGCGCGACUCCUGCUUCAUCGCCAGAACCUUUCUCCGCAAUGCCCACCCGAUUCCCGUCUCCUGGCUGUGGAGCAGUGUACAAACAUUGCGUUGGAGACUGCUGCUUACCUAAAGCGUAUGACACCUACCCUUCCCGAGGGAGCCACAGCGCUCACGACCAUGCACAUCUUCAGGUGCGCCUUGUUCCUCCUGCUCAUCGGCCACUUGGACCAAGCUCUCGUGUGCAUACGGGAGCUGGCAGCGAUCAAUACCAACAGGGAGGUUGCCGUUCCCUGUGGACGUUACCUCUUGUUCUUUGUUGGCGUUGUAGGACAAAAGAGGAGCGACUAUCUCCAGAGGAUCAUGAUGACGGGGAGCCCAGAACCGGCGCCAGUGAGGUUGAGAAACGCUCUGGUAAGGGAUGAGGAGCUGAUUGCAUAUGUGAGCGCGGAUCUGCAGGCGCGGCCCGAUACAGCGUGGAUCUGGGCAGGCGGAGAGCAGGACCAUGCAGCAGCUGCAGCUGCGGCGGCGGCGGCUGGGCGUGUAGUGGGGAGCACCAGCGGCUCAAGCCAUGGAGGAGCCAACGGAUUGGGAACUCUUUUCAGCGAGGAAGCCAAGAUGGGCUUGUCGAAGGAGGAAAUCAACGAGUGGAACGUCAACAAGGGCUGGACGAGACUGGACGAAAUGGUGCGCGGAUUAGCUCAUCCGCUUGCGGUACCGUUAGCACAGGUACCAAUGGUGCCAUCGACUUCGAGCCAAACGCCAACUUCAGCUACCAGACCUACACACUCGUUGGCUUCAACACCCACAUCCGCCACUGCUCCUCCUCCCCCUUACUCACAAGGCCCGCCGCCACCAGUAACGGUCUCCGGGCCCCAUCCUCCUCCUCCUCCUCCCGUACACUAUAGCCAUCAUGCACCACCGCCACCGCCACCACCACCACCGCCGCCGCCGCCGUCAGCUCGAGGACGCCAAAUGCCACCAAUUCAACCCGGACCCAGCCCGCAACAACCGCCCCCGCCAGCAAGUUGGGGCCAUCCCACGAGCGGCCCGACCCUCCCUCCCCCGCAACAGGCCCGAUCUCCAUACAUCCCCCCGCAUGCGCACCACCCCCAGGGUCCUCCACCACCAGCACAACCCCCAACGCUCCCUAGCAUCUCACCAGCCGGUACUCCCCGUAUCAAGAGCGAACCCGGACUGCCAUCCCUACCACCCCUUGGAGGAGACAGAGAUGAUAAGCGACCUAUCGGCCUGGGAAUCGGUGGUGGUGGUGGUGGUGAAAGAGGACCGGCAAGUGCCAUAAGCCCCUCCAACAGGGCAGCGGUGCUUCAGAGCAGCGUAGGCGGUGGACAUGGAGCGGGCAGUCCCACGCUGAGCGUCAGCCGCAGCCCAAUAAGUGCGACGACGACGCCGACGACGGCCAUGAUGCCGAACGGAAUCUUGAAUCCGAUCGGUGGGAAGGAGAAUGCGAACCUGAAACCGCCGGCGAUUAAGAGUCAGAGUCAGGAGAGGAUAAGCAUUGCCAACAUCAUUUAGAGGGCAAUGAGUGGGUAUAUAUGAUGGGAGAGGUGGUGGUGCAUCGCAGCGCAUAGCAUGGCAUGGCACAUAUAAGCAUCGCAUUGCGUUUGCAAACAAACAGUUGCGGGCACACACCCUCUCUUUUCUUUAUUCUGUUCAAUUUCUGGUUAGUUUACGGUAGCGGCGGGUCAGGAUUGGGAGAAAAAGACAAACGCAACAAGAAUACUACACAUUCUGGGAAAAAGGGGGAAAGCACCUAGGUAUACACAAACGCUUAUAAGCCUCUUUAGAGGCUGACAGAAAGAAACACAAAGGGCUUCAAUCAACUUGGGUUUUACACAUGCAUGGUAAAAGGGGUACGGGGAAUAGUUUUCUUUGGACAGGAAGGUCGGUGGUUUGGACAAGACGGGGGCGGCUGUCUUGACGGGAUAUAUAGGUAGUUUGGAUGGAAACGGCUACUCGGAGACAGGCAAAGUGACACCAUUUUCUUGUUGGUGUUUACGCGAUUUUGGUUACACUUUCUUUUAUCUUUGUCAUAUUUUAUCUUCAUAUUCGGAUUUCAUGGUUGCCUUUCUUGGUGUACGCUUUGUAGUACAUCAUGAAUGAGAGAGAUGGACAGUGGGCAUGGAUGGUUUUACUAUGUUUGUUGAUAUACUGGGGAUGAGAGAAGACUAGUGAAGGGCGAGGCUGGAAGAGGUUGGUCAAGCCUCUCCUCGCCUUGGGAAUUGCGUUGAAAGGGCGCAAGUUCUGAAGAAUCAAACAAGCAAGCAGCUGAAGCUGUGUUAUUGAUGCUGAGACAUAUUCUGUC